This is a messenger RNA of Lodderomyces pseudojiufengensis, 1506 nucleotides long. RefSeq names its product Wsc2p (gene WSC2). The transcript has a single exon. NCBI's taxonomy places the organism in Eukaryota, Fungi, Ascomycota, Pichiomycetes, Serinales, Debaryomycetaceae. The record is from RefSeq and is a predicted model, not a curated record. The coding region runs from base 1 to 1506 and encodes 501 amino acids.
AUGAAAUCUUUUAAUAAUUAUUCAACAAGUCAAAUAACUAAAAAAGCAAUACUAUAUCAAUUAUUAUUUUUAAUAACACAAGUAAAAUCAGAUAGUUGGUCAUCAUUAGGAUGUUUUAGAUCUAAUUCAUUACAAAACACACAAUCUCAAGGUACUUAUACGUUCCAAUCAUCUGCGUGGUGUCAAUCUCAAUGUUCUGGUAAAAGAAUUAUUGCAUUAACUAAUGGUAAUCAAUGUUAUUGUGGUUCAACUGAUCCAAAUAAUAAAGUUGAUAACUCUUAUUGUGAUACAAGUUGUCAAGGUUAUGAUAAAGAAAAUUGUGGUGGGAAUGGUUAUUUUACAGUAUUUGUUAAUUCAGAUGCUUCGAAUGAAGAAGAAGAAAAUGAAUCUACUUCAAGUAGUUCAAGUAGUAGAACUACUUCUUCUUCCACUAGUACAACUCCUAGAUCUUCCACAGAACAACAAACUCAACAAUCACAAUCACAAUCACAACAACAACCUCAAACAAGUACAGUCAGAGAGACUACAACAGCUCAACCAGAAACUACACUGUCUUCAUCCUCAAGUUCAUCAUCACCACCUACAACAACUUCCACCACAUCAUCUUCAUCAAUAGCACCUACUACAGUAAUAUCAACAGUAGUAAAUUCAUCUAAUAAUGGACAACAAUCAGUAGUAUAUAAAACAAUAAUAGAACGUCCUAGUUCUUCAUCAGAUUCAUCAAGUUCAUCAUCAACAAAUAUAGCAUCAUCAACUACAUCAAAUUCACCUUCCUCAUCUUCUUCAACGUCAUCUGCAUCAUCAUCUUCAACAUCAAACUCAACAAAUCAUAAUAGAGGAACUUCAGGAGGAGUAAUAGCAGGAGCAGUAGUUGGAUCAGUUGCAGGAGUAGCUGUAAUAGCUGCAUUAAUAUUUGGAUUUUGUUGGUAUAGAAGAAAAUAUUCAGAUGAUAAUGAUUUUGAUGAUCAAUUUACAUUAUCAGGACCAGAAAAACCUUCAGGUAGUAAUAAUAAUAAUGGAUUAAAUGGACCAUUAAAUAAUGGUGUGAAUGAUCCAAAUCCAUUUUUAUUAGCUGGUGGUUAUAAUCAUUUUGAUACUUCUCAACAACAAACUCCAAGACAUCAAGGUACAAAUUCAAGAACUUUAUCAUCAAGAGGUGGAUCAAAUGGAAAUAAUACAUCUACAACUAUAGCAGGAGGUAUGGGAGCAGGAGCAGCAGGUGCAGCAGCUGGAGGCUAUGGACAUGAUCAUAAAUAUAGUUCAAGUGGAACAAGUAAUGGAAUAGGAAGUAAUUCAUUUGGUUCACAUAAUGAUGAUUAUCAUUAUUUUGAUCAUCAAGAUAAUAAUCACAAUAUAGAUAAUACGCCGAAUACUGCUGGUAAUAAUAAUAAUCCAAAUUUUUUAAAUUCUCCUGAUCCUGAAUUUGGUAGAAGAAAAUUAAGUAAUGGUUCAUUACCUGAUAUGAUUGCAAGAGAACCGGGUUCUUUAAAAGUUGUUAAUAAUUGA